CAAGCUCCAGCUCGAUUGCCCCGGAACACCACCGUUCUCGACCGCUGAGCGCAAUCAAGCUAGCACACUCCUCAGGCCACGACAGAACGCAGUCGUGCGACCGCUCGCGAAUUGAGAGAAGCUCACGUGCGCUCCGCACCAUGAAACAAGUGAUUCUUGCGCUCGCCUUGCUGAGCCAUGCGGCCGCCCUCUUGCCGACGCCGCCGCGGCGACGAACCGUAGCCAGAUACGGCUUCCUCGACGACCUCAUGGACAAGUUAGAUGGAGGCGCGGACAAGGACGACGCCUGGAAGGACGAGAUGAUGCGCGAGCAGCAAGCUAUUCUUGCGAACCGCCGCGCGUCGGGCGGGUUCAUCACCGAGGCGCAAGAGGAAGAAAUCCGCCAGCGCCGCGCCAAAGUCGGGGAAGAAGAAGAUAGGCUCAAGGCGAUCCAGCAGUCGCGCGAGGCCGACAAUCUUGAUCAGUGGAAGUCGGCUAGGGACUCCGGUGCGAUCAAGACGGCGUCAUCUGGCCUGAAGCGGGACGCGGAUUCAUCGAGGAUGGGCUCCGCUGGCCUGUUUGCCGAAAGAGCUGAUGCCAAAAUGCCUUAUAUCGAUCGGGGCUACGUGCAAGAAACGACGUCGGACGGCAUCCCGAUCAAGAAGAAGGCUCAGGAGAGCGCGCCCGCGGCGCCGAACCCGUUCGCCGGGUUCCAGAACCCCUUCGAGAAGAAGGAAGCAUCAGCUCCGGCGCCGGCGCCCGCGCCCGCGCCGGCGGCGCCCGAGCUGCCGAACCCCUUCGCCGCCUUCUUCGACAAGCCCAAAACUCCAGAACCGGAGCCGGCGCCCGAGCCCGAGGCGCCGAACCCGUUCGAGGCCUUCGGCAAGAUGUUCGGCGGCGACAAGUAGCUCGAGUAACUAGAUUCGAGUGA
Pelagomonas calceolata is the source of this 910-nucleotide messenger RNA. Lineage: Eukaryota; Pelagophyceae; Pelagomonadales; Pelagomonadaceae. The record is from the annotation of a GenBank genome assembly.